Molecule: messenger RNA, 1821 nt
Organism: Ruditapes philippinarum (Manila clam)
Lineage: Eukaryota; Metazoa; Mollusca; Bivalvia; Venerida; Veneridae
Product: cytochrome P450 4F12-like
Exons: 12
Coding region: 5-1495 (496 amino acids)
Molecular function (GO): monooxygenase activity; heme binding; oxidoreductase activity, acting on paired donors, with incorporation or reduction of molecular oxygen
Source: RefSeq, a predicted model, not a curated record
AAGUAUGGAUGUACUAAUAAAAACAGCAUUCCUAGGCGUUUUCGUGUUUAUAUUUUGGAAACUUGGUAGUUUUCUGCUGAAUUAUAUCAAACUUUGCGUGAAACUGAGAAAUGUUCCGCAGAAAAAAGCUCAUUGGUUGGCUGGUCACGCUAAAGAGGUAAAAGACUCGGUAACAUAUUUCAAGUAUGCCGAUGAUCUAAUGAAAGAAGGCAAUAAAAUAUAUUGCAUUUGGAACGGUCCGUUCCCUCUGGUCGGUGUAUGCCAUCCAGAAACAUUUCAACAGCUUAACAAACAGGCGCUAAACAAAUCACGAGAAAUUGAUGGUCCUUACAGAUUAAUUGAGCCAUGGGUUGGGGAAGGGCUUUUAGUAAGCGGAAGCCAAAAGUGGGAGAGAAACAGACGACUCCUUACUCCAGCGUUCCAUUUUGACAUUCUUAAUGGAUAUGUAACCGUGAUGAAUGAUGUUGCAGACAUAUUUCUGAAUAAAAUAUAUGAAUCAUCACAAAAGAAUGGAUCAGUGGACGUGUGCCUCUAUGUGUGUAGAGCAACUCUAGAUAACAUGCUGCGUUGCUCCUUGUCCUAUGAUGGCAGUAUGCAGGAAAAUGUGGAACACACCUACGUUAAAGCAGUUCAGAAAUUAGCAACAAUAAUAUGGCACAGGAUGACGUCAGCACCUUUACUUUUCGACUUCGUUUUUAACUUGUCUCCAUCCGGACGUGACCAUAAUAAACUAGUGAAAGAAGUGCAUAAAUUCACAGGGGAAAUUAUAGCCAAGAGGCAAAAACUUCUGGCAGACCAGCCGGAUCUCACAAAACUAAAGAGACGUCUUGACUUUCUUGACAUAUUGUUAACGGCAAAGGACGAGCAAGGGCGUGGCUUAUCACCGCAAGAAAUACAGAACGAAGUCGAUACAUUCACGUUUGAAGGUCAUGAUACGACAGCCUCGGCAAUUAGUUACGCUAUCUAUGCAUUGGGGCAAUAUCCGGAAAUACAGGAAAAGGUGUACCAAGAUGUCAUCAAUGUUGCUGAUGAUGUCGACGAAAUAACACAGAACGAGAUGAAUCAGUUCAAGUACCUCCCACAGUUUAUUAAAGAAGUGAUGAGGUUUUACAGCACAGUUCCAUUGAUAUCCAGACAAAGCUCUAAAGAAGUUGUUCUAGAUGGCAAGACGGUGCCACCUAACAUAAGAAUUGAUAUUAACUUACGAGCCAUACUCCACAAUCCAGAGAUCUGGAAAUGCCCUGAGGUAUUCGAUCCAUGUAGAUUCAACACCGAGCGCCGAGAUUCAAAUGAAAUAUACGGAUUCAUUCCAUUCUCAGCAGGUUCAAGGAAUUGUAUUGGGCAAGUAUUUGCAAACAAUGAGAUCAAAAUAGUGCUUGCAAAGCUAGUAAAGAGGUAUGAAGUUCUACCAGUUAAGGGUCACAAACACGAAUUGCUACCGGAUAUAGUAAUGAGAUCUUUCACUGGACUCCCAGUCACCCUUAAAUCCAGAUAAGCAUGGUGUGGGAAAUGAAACAAUCCUUGAAAAUGAACACUAUUGUAAUGGGUAUGCUGAACGCUUCAACGUCACUUGUUUUAUAUACGGUUGAGACUGAAUACAACCAUAUAGCAAAUGUGUUUUGUUUACGGAGUUUAAUAUAGCAGUAAACAAUAUUUUAGUAAGAUCACAUUGUAACGCAAAUCCUUUUGAUAUACAUGUUAAAAUAUUCAAGUCAAUAUUUUUUCUACAGUGUUCGAUUCGUUGAUAAUAAUAUGUUUAUUGAUAUUUUGAAACAUUGAAUGAAUGCUGUUAAAUUCCAAAUUAGAUUAUAAACCUAUAAU